AUGGACAAUCGUAAGUUGACGAUUGUAACUCUCAUUGCAGGAAUCGUGGCUUUCUUGGUAUGGUUUCGACGUCGAGCGAGAAAGCAUCUUCCACCUGGACCACCGGCGGAUCCGUUAAUUGGGCAUCUGCGUAUUAUACCUCAACAGAAGCAAGCAGAAGCAUUUCAUGAAUGGGCGAAAAUCUAUGGAGAUGUCAUGUUCUUGGAAGUUCCUGGCCGAAAAAUGGUCGUGCUGAACAGUGUCGAAUCUGCGCGAGCGCUGUUGGAUGACAAAGGAUCCAAUUACAGUUGCAGGCCGUGGUUCGUGGUAUGGGAAUUAAUGGGAUGGACAUCCUCAUUGACACUUUUACCACAUGGAAAGCAGUUUCUUAAGCAUAGAAAGAUGCUACAGACGUUUUUUGGGAAGAAGGAAAGCCUCGCGUUCAAUGAUAUUCUAGCCGAAGAAGCGCGAAUUCUCGUCAAAAGUCUCCUUGAAGCAGGAAAGGGCGACCUUCUAAAAUAUGUACAUCGACUCACUGUUUCCAACAUUAUACGAGUUGCGUGUGGACAUCAAGUGAAGUCCGAUGACGACCUGUUCAUGCAGCUCGCAGAAGUUUUCGCACAGGCUGCAUCAAACUCUGGACCUAUAGGGAAUACUACAGUUGACCUUCUCCCAUGGUUGCGACACUUUCCCUCGUGGUUCCCAGGUACUCACUACGCUACUAUGGCUCGGUCCUGGUACAAAGUCACUCGGAAGAUGUAUGAUAUCUCCGUCGAAGUCGUUGAGGCUGAGAUGAAAGAAAACAGGAUGAUCACCAGCUCGUUCGUCUCAGAGAAGCUGGAGGAGCUAGCCGACCACGUUAAUGAUCAACAAAAUGACGAUGCAGUCAGCCUCGAGGACAUUAAAAGUGCCGGAGCCACGAUAUUCGCUGCGGGUAAAGAGACGUCCUAUGAUACUCUUACGGGGUUCAUACUGGCAAUGGUGCUCAACCCCGAAAUCCAGCAGCGAGCAUAUGAAGAGAUUAUUGCUGUGGUUGGCCAAGAUCGUCUUCCCGACCUGAGUGACCGCGAAUCUCUUCCGUACUUGGAAUGUAUUCUGCACGAGAACCACCGGUGGCAUGUCGUCCUUCCCUUGGGUGUGCCCCAUCGUGCUCAGGAGGACGACAUUUUUAAUGGGAUGUUUAUCCCUAACAAUACCGUGGUGAUUCCGAAUCACCGGGCCAUGAGUAGAGAUGAGCGUGUAUAUUCCGACCCACUGAAGUUCGAUCCAUCACGGUAUCUUCCCGCACCUGAAGGAAAGGCUGAGCCUUGUUUUUCUGCUGCUUUUGGCUUCGGACGGCGAAUAUGUCCCGGGCGGCAUUUUGCUGACCUCGCCAUUUGGCAUGUGGUGGCGUGUCUUCUGGCGACUUUGGAGAUCCUUCCGCCAAAGGAUGCGAAGGGUAAUGUUGUCAUACCAGAGGUAAACAUUGUGGAAGGAUUUGGCAGUGCAGUUGCACCGUUCGAAUUUGAAGUCCGUGCUCGAUCUGAGAAGGCUAGAGCUCUAAUCGCAGAGAUUGAGAAGUAA
Marasmius oreades (fairy-ring Marasmius) is the source of this 1542-nucleotide messenger RNA. RefSeq lists its product as uncharacterized. The coding region runs from base 1 to 1542 and encodes 513 amino acids. Gene Ontology annotation, molecular function: oxidoreductase activity, acting on paired donors, with incorporation or reduction of molecular oxygen; iron ion binding; heme binding. The record is from RefSeq and is a predicted model, not a curated record. The transcript is spliced from 12 exons. Lineage: Eukaryota; Fungi; Basidiomycota; Agaricomycetes; Agaricales; Marasmiaceae.